Molecule: messenger RNA, 1416 nt
Organism: Ipomoea nil (Japanese morning glory)
Lineage: Eukaryota; Viridiplantae; Streptophyta; Magnoliopsida; Solanales; Convolvulaceae
Product: haloacid dehalogenase-like hydrolase domain-containing protein At3g48420
Exons: 11
Coding region: 86-1180 (364 amino acids)
Molecular function (GO): hydrolase activity
Source: RefSeq, a predicted model, not a curated record
AACGUUACAACCACCGGCGUAGUAGCCUUCAGAGUUUAUACGCAGAAAAAUCCAGUUUCCAGCAGAAUCUCCGGCAGCAGAAUCCAUGGAAGCCGCUUCCUCUGCAAUUCUGAACACUCUUCCCGCUACUACUACUUCUGCUAAGCUCUACAGAAUUCAUAGGAAAAAUUUUGUGUCGCUGUCUUAUCUCCCUCUUAUAACGCCAAGAACUCCCGCUCUUCGGAGCCGCAGGGUGUGCUUCAGCGCCUCCACCUCCUUCUCCAGUAACACUCAAGAAAACCCAUGCCAGGAGAUUGCUCUUCUUCUUGAAGUUGAAGGGGUCCUGAUGGAUAUCUAUCGCUUUGGCAAUCGGCAAGCAUUCAAUGUAGCAUUUCAGAAGCUUGGAUUGGACUGUGCAAGUUGGACUCAACCAGUUUAUCAGGAUCUUGUAAAGAAGAGCAUUGGUGAUGAGGAGAGGAUGUUGAUCUUAUAUUUUAACAGGAUUGGCUGGCCAACAUCGCUACCUACAAACGAGAAGGAAGCAUUUUUGAAAAGAGUUCUCCGUGAAAAGAAAAAUGCACUGGAUGAUCUUGUUAUAUCAAAAACAUUACCUUUAAGGCCAGGGGUCGAAACUUUUAUUGAUGAGGCACUUGAAGAAAGUAUACCUGUGGUUAUGCUAACGGCCUAUAGUAAACGAGGGGAUAAGGUCGCAAGAUCCAUCGUCGAAAAGCUUGGGAGUGAUCGAAUGUCAAAGAUGAAGAUAAUUGGGGAUGAAGAGGUAAAGCGAAGUUUUUAUGGCCAACUUGUACUUGGUAAAGGAGUGUCUUCUGAUCUCGGUGAGCUAUUGGCUAAAGAAGCAAAUAAAGCAGUUUCUGCCGAGGAGCAGAAAAUUGCAAAGGAGGUAGCUUCGAUGCUGAAGUUGAGUGUUGAUAUUGAUACGACUUCAACUGAAAGCUUUGAAAAUAUUGUCGCUGCAUUGCGGGCAGGGGCAGAAUAUGCUGACACGCCUGUCGACAAGUGCAUUCUUGUUGCGGGAAGUCUAUCUGGGGUUACUGCCGCUGAGCGAAUUGGCAUGCCUCGCGUUGUUGUUCGGAGCAGCGUGACAGCUAGAGCGGAGUUCACUGGCGCAAAUGCAGUAAUGGAUGGCUUUGGCGGCGCCGAUCUGACAAUUUCCAGGUUACGCCAAAUCCAGAAGUCGUAAUUGUUUCUCAGAAGGUAUUCUUCGAGUCUAAAUAAAAGGAUUCAUUGAAUUGUAAAAUAGGAACAUGUUAAUGGUGCAGCCAUGUACACUAGUGUAUUUAGCCUUUGGCACUUCUGCAACCAUCAACACUUAUACUUGUUUCAUUUACCAGUGAACAUGUACUGUGCGAAUAUCAUAUAUAGUUGUACUUUUUUGGGUGACCGACUCAAACUAAAAAGGCUAAUAAGCCACUCUCA